Serinus canaria (Common canary) is the source of this 2433-nucleotide messenger RNA. It is a transcript of the gene SPDYA, whose product is annotated as speedy/RINGO cell cycle regulator family member A. The coding region runs from base 46 to 915 and encodes 289 amino acids. Gene Ontology annotation, molecular function: protein kinase binding. Gene Ontology annotation, biological process: positive regulation of cyclin-dependent protein serine/threonine kinase activity. The record is from RefSeq and is a predicted model, not a curated record. The transcript is spliced from 5 exons. Lineage: Eukaryota; Metazoa; Chordata; Aves; Passeriformes; Fringillidae.
GUUAAUUUCUUCUUAUUUUUUCAACAGGAACCUUUGCUAAACGAAAUGAAACACAAUCUGGUGUGUCAGACACCUCCCACUGUCACUGUUCAUGUAAAAUCAAGUGCAUCCAGAUCACAUCAGCAAAAAAAACUUACUAGACUAAAGCGACCUGCUUUUAAAGACCAUCAAGAAAAUUGUGAAAAAGGGGUUUCUAGUCAGAAAUAUAAAUGUCCAAAGGGACCAUGUCUAGUUAUUCAGCGUCAGGAAAUGACAGCUUUCUUUAAAUUAUUUGAUGAUGAUCUAAUCCAAGACUUCCUUUGGAUGGACUGUUGCUGCGAAAUUGCAGACAAGUAUCUCUUGGCAAUGACUUUCGUUUAUUUCAAGAGAGCUAACUUCACACCAAGUGAGCAUACCAGAAUCAAUUUCUUUGUGGCUCUGUAUCUGGCAAACACAGUUGAAGAAGACAAUGAAGAAGCAAAGUAUGACAUUUUCCCAUGGGCUUUGGGCAAAGCCUGGAGAAAGCUCUUCCCUGAUUUCUUAAAGUUAAGAGAUCAACUUUGGAGUAGAAUUGACUACAGGGCUAUUGUAAGCAGACGCUGCUGUGAAGAGGUGAUGGCUAUCGCUCCAACGCAUUACAUCUGGCAGCGAGAGCGCUCCGUGCAGCACAGCGGAGCUCUAAGGAGUUAUGAGGAUCAGGUGCAGCUGCCCCGAGGCCCCAGUGCUACUCCUACAGACUGCCUGCUCUGCGGGAAGAAAGGCAGGUUUGUACGGCUCGGAUUAUCAUCUUCCUCCUCCUCCACCGACACUUUGGAGAUGAUGGACUUACACUCAUCCCAGAAAUCAAAGGACGCCUUCUCAACUGAAAAAAUGUUCAUUGACUCUCCUUAUAAAGCCCAAGGUAUGGUUUGGGUUUCAUAUUGGAAAAUACUGUGAAUAACUUUCCAUUAGCCAUAUUUGCCCUUCAGAGUGCUGCAGGGACUGCUCUGUCCCUCCCUAUUACACCUUGGCAGAACCGUGCUUUUAUCCUCGUGGAUUCAUUUUCACAUAUCGUAUCUUGACUUCCUGGAAGUACCAACUGCUUUACAUUGAGUCUCUUCAUGUCACUUUCAUUUACUUUGGUAGAUAUUGGGUGCAUUCCAGUCUACUCAGCCAUUUGUUACUAUUCUUGCAUUAUAAAUGAAAUUGGGAGUCCUGUUUUAAAUGAUUUUUUUUAUGACUGGCUGGAACAAUAAAAAUACUGGUGUGUGUAAAGUGAGUUAAAGUGCUCUUGCUGAGAGCAUGUUUUGAGAAAUGGCAGGAUGCUCAUUUGCAGUAUGGGUUUGGACAUAGGUUAAAUUCACAAUUUCCAUUUUCCUCUAAGUAUCUAAUUUGUUGACAAUUUAUACAAGACUGUUUUAAUACUGGGGUGUGAGUAGAAGACAAGAGCUUAUUGAAAGAAUUGUUUACAUAAUUGAAUCUCUGCUCAUUAAUCUACUCUCAAUAGCAGCCUUUGCAUCAGGGGCCUCUGUUACAUAAAGCAGUUGUGGGGCAAACCCAUUAUUAAAUUUAUUAUUAGAAGUUAAACACAUUUGAGAUGUAAACUUCCUCAGGCAUCCGGAUAAGGCCUCGGCUCUGCAAAGAUACUCUCCUGUAGUUAACCAGUGCAGAGUUCCUACUAUACAUAUCUAAUACAAACGUAGUUAUUUAUAGCUCUGUAUAUUUUAUUUGCAGGUGUUCUCAUUAAUAUCCAAAUUUUCACUAUUAUAGUAAGAUUGUUACUGUUUUUGAGAGCUUUAGUAUAAAUGUGAUUCUCAACUUUGAAAAAAUUGGCAUUUGAAUAUUUCCUGAGAUAUAAAGCAAGUCAGGUGUUUACAAAACAUAACUGAAUAAUUUAAUGUGUUAAGCAUCACCACUUCCUCAGGGGAGACCCAAAAUGACUUUAAGUCUGUUUUUACUUGAGAGAUCUGGCUUCUCAUCUCUGAAAAGGGCCAGAAAAAAACUGUUUCCUUCAACCAUUUGAGAAUACUUUAUAUGAAGUGAUGUUCACAAAUAAGCAGGCACCUUGCAGCAUGAGUGCUGGAAGGGAACCAAAGCUGUGCCUGUCAACAACUGUUUUGAUGUUGAAAUAAGCACAGCUUUAUCAAGUGAACACAUUUAGUGAAUUUCAGUAUCUCUUAAAGGUAUGUCUUAAGAACUUUGUAGUUAAAGAAAUCUAUAGUCGCCAGUUGGAAGCCAGCAAAGUAUAAAUUUCAAAGGAGAGCCUUUGAUCCCUUAUUUUCUUACUAAAAGUUUUUUUUCCUUAUUUCUGGUAGACUGUAAGAGGCUGUCCAGCAAAAGGCAACCAUGCAGCACCCUGGAUCAAGAUAAGUCUAUGGAUUGGUUUACAAGCAAUGGAGAAUGAAGUGCACCUGAUAAGACAGAAACAGAUACUGUGAUCUGCAGAACAACCUGGGCUGCAUCACAACACUAGAU